GCGACGCUCCAUAGAUGGAGCUGUCGCUUCUUCCGCUGCUUUCCCGCAGCCUCGCCUCUCUCUCUUUUAUUUCCUCGCCUUCCUGCUUCCCAGCAAACCUCUCCAAGCUUCCCGGUUCCUUUGCAUCCAUCCAUCAAAUCCUGUGCACCGCUGCUCCUCUGCAAGGAGACGCGCACACCCCUCUCCCAGCCCAGCGCCCAGCAAAGGCUCAGCACCAUGGCUGAAUGGCCCCUUUCUGCCCAGUCUUCAAGGUGGAGUUCAGAAGUCCCGGCUGCUCCUGUCGUGGACGCCGCCUUCCCGAAAGAGCUGCAGACGGCCACGAUUUCUCUGUGGACAGUGGUUGGCGCUGUCCAGGCAGUGGAGCGGACGGUGGAGGCUCAGGCCCUUCGGCUCCUCAGCCUGGAGCAGAGGUCCGAGAUGGCCGAGAAGAGAUUUGGGGACUGCGAGAAGGCCGUGGCUGAGCUGGGGACCCAGCUGGACAGCCGGUGGUCAGCGCUGGAGACUCUCCUGCAGGAGUACGGGCAGCUGCAGAAGAGGCUGGAGACCAUGGAGGACCUCCUGAAGAACGGGAACUUCUGGUUUCUGAAGGUCCCUGUGAACGCGGCUGCAGCAGCUUCUAAGGUCUCAGCGGCUUCUGGCGAUGGCUCGGCUCCCUUUUCCCGGGAGAAGUGGGAGAGGCUAGAAGAUUGGCAGAGGGAGUUGUACAAAAACGUGGCCAAGGGGAACGGAGAGUCUCUGAUCUCCCUCGAUCUUGCUGUUUCUAAACUGGAGAAUUUCACCUGUGCUCCGCAAGAAGAUGCCCCUCACAUUCUGGGCCAGAAAAACUCAGAAGAAUGUGCUCAGGAACCUCUGUCCGAUUCCAAAACAGAAUCUUCCAUUUCCAGGACAGAUAUUAUUUCGUGGAUUAAGCAGGAGGAGGAAUUGUGUACCAAGGGCAAUGGCCAGGACGGAGUCCUCUCUCAAAGUACCUGCAACUAUUAUACGGUUUCUGGACUGGAUACUUUACCGGGCGACGCAGAAGGAGCCAACCCCUGUGAGCCUCUGCAGGGGGGCAACUUGGAAGCAGAAAUUCACAAGGGAUCUACUUCAGACAACGCAGGGUUACCGGCUUCCAGGUCGGAUGAAGUUCCGUGGGUCAAACAGGAGGAGACUCCAGCAGGGAGGGAUGGAGGAAACGGUCUUCAAAGCACUUGUAAUGCUAACGCCACAGCCCAGCCGCACCCGGAGGAAGCGCAGAGCGAGGAAGACCCCGCCAACCCACCCCUCCUGCUCUUCCUCCCCGGGGGCUCGGUGGCGCCCAUUUUGAACGGCACCAUCGGCGAGAGCCGGCCCCUCCCCGGCCUCCGCGGCGCCCGCAACGGGAGGCACCCUGGCUCUCCCUCGGCCAGGGGCACGCCGGAAGCGGCGGUGGAGCGUCCGCACCGCUGCGCGGACUGCGGCAAGACCUUCAGCUUGUUGCUGAGCCUUCAGAUGCACCAAAUGAACCACCAGAAGCGGAAGCAGUACGAGUGCUCGUUCUGCGGGACGGCUUUCAGCUCCCCCUCGGAGCUGGUGCGGCACCGCAUGAUCCACACGGGCGAGAGGCCUUACCGGUGCUCGGUGUGCGGGAAGGGUUUCGUGCGCAAGCAGCACCUGGUGCCCCACCUGCGCCUGCACACGGGCGAGAGGCCUUACCACUGCGCCGAGUGCGGCAAGGACUUCAUCUGCAAGCACCACCUGCAGGAGCACCAGCGCACCCACACUGGGGAGCGGCCCUACGCCUGCGCCCAGUGCGGGAAGAGGUUCCGGAGGAAAAAGUCGCUGAAGGACCACUGGAGGGUUCAUAGCGCUGAGGAGCAGCAGCAGAAGGGACAGGCGGGCUCUGCCCGGGUGCCUGAGGGCACGGAGGGGGAUGUCCGAGAGGAAAGUUAAUGUGCUGGCUCAGGGGUAGCUCAGCGCACAAGGCGCACUGUUCAGCAGUGUAUUUGUUUCUUUACAGCUCGGCAACGCCUUCCAUCAUUGCAGUUACAGGGGAUGAAGGUCUCUGCCCUCUGCUUCCCCCUCCCCAAGUCUCCUGUUUUCCAAGCAGCCUACACUGGAGGGAAGGGGUGGGUGGGAAUCUGUGCCCUUUGUUCUGCUACAUACAUAGCCGUCCAUGUCCUUGGAGACAAAGGCAGGGAGCUUAGUACAGCAGGAAUGGCAAGCUUCUGGGAUGCUUUCGCCGCCUCCUCCUCUGCUUCAUCACCUGAGUCUGAACUGCUUUCUCCACCUGGCUCAUCUUGCUCACUAAAGCCUGUUGCUUCUUCUGCCUCC
Molecule: messenger RNA, 2292 nt
Organism: Podarcis muralis (Common wall lizard)
Lineage: Eukaryota; Metazoa; Chordata; Lepidosauria; Squamata; Lacertidae
Product: zinc finger protein 783-like
Biological process (GO): regulation of transcription by RNA polymerase II
Cellular component (GO): nucleus
Molecular function (GO): DNA-binding transcription activator activity, RNA polymerase II-specific; RNA polymerase II cis-regulatory region sequence-specific DNA binding
Source: RefSeq, a predicted model, not a curated record